CUGACUAAUUGACUAAAGGGCAGCAGACAGCGGACACUGGCUCACAGCAACAGGUCUUCCUGAACUGAUGUCAGUGUUCAGGGUCUGUUGAGGCACCACAAGCAGGGUUCAUUCUGCUGUUAACGGCUGAAAUCACAAAUGUGAUGUCUUGUAACUUAGUUGGUUGACAGAGAAGCUGAGGUGGAUAUUCACUGGAUUAACCCUAGGACUUUGCUUCAUCUCACAGGUUGAUCCCUGAUCGGAAGGAGGAGAUCAGUCUGAACUUGCCACUGCUCCCCUCGUCCCAGUGAACUGAGACACACAGAGACGACCAGUGGGUUCAACCAGCCAGGAGCUAGCCCCCUCAUUCAAGCUCCAAAACAAACUCCACCGUCUGGUAUGACCAAUUACACUUAUUUCACAAAACCAUUUUAUCUCCAGCUCUAGUGUUAUGUUUAAGUAACAUAUCUGGCCCAAAUCAACUCAUUCAUCAUGGUUUGAAUACAGAAAAACAGUUAAUCCUGCAAGAAGAAUUAAUAUCCUAUUUUUAAGCUAUGGCUUUCUCAAAGUGAAGAGUCACAUUUAUUAAGAUUGUCUGGCAAAUAUUUAUGUUCAACAAUUCAUCAUGUCCUACAUCUUGAAUCCCUUCUUCGUCUUUAAAUUUGCUAGAAUAAACCACCCCGCCCCGUCAGGAGCUAAAAGCACAACUUUCUAAUAUCUCAGCAGUCCGUUUCGUAUGAGCACAGCCUGGCUCUGCAACAUCUUUCCCAUGCAUCAGUAUGUUCACCAGCAUGCCUACAAUCCCAUCAUGCACCAAUCCUUGACCUCCACACCUGCUGCAAUGGGAACUCAGGACAAUAACUUCAACAUGCACCUUCCCAGAGCAUGGACCAGGCGCUCUUUUGCUCCUGUCACGGCCUUUCACAAAGCAGCAGAGAAACCCUUCAGUUCAACAAAGCAAGGAAGAUGGGGCGCCCUACAUGUCAGGAUUGCAUGGAGGAUAUAUUACCAGAAGCAAGUCAAGAAAAUGCAGCAUCAACCCAACAGUUUCCAUCGAGAUCUGACACCUGAGUAUCCUGAAUCCAGUUUACCUGACAAGGAAUCAGAGCAGCCCUCUUGCUUUCAGCCACAUAUUGACUCUCCUUAUAAACAACCUGCAUUUGGAAACAGUAGUGACAGGAGUGAACCAGGAAAAACAGCAGGACAUUCAAACCACUCCAACAGCAGAUUUCCAGCUGAAUGUUCAACAUCCUCACCAGCGCCUCACAACAGCCACACAAACAAAAGGGAGAAACUGGGACAGCCCCUGGAACUUGAUGAAAAAGUGAAACACAGGGGGCAACAAGUUAAAACAGACAUUUCACCUCCUAGAGACACAUAUUUGAAUCAAACUGGGACUCCGGAACCCGAACACAGACACAGCGGCUCACUUGGCAGGAAGAGGCAGCUCGAGUGUGUCAGCUCCAUUAAACCAAAGAGGGUGAAGAAGGAAAUUGUAGACAGCCAGCCUGAUCCAUCUCCUUUCAGUACAACUCACACAUCUUUACACACCAUGCCAGAGGAACAUAUAAACGCAAAUGCUUUAUCUGGCAUGUAUCCAAACAGCAGUAAAUGUAAUGUCACCAGAACAUUUGGAGGACUCGUCGUUUAUCCAGGAUCUGAAAUGCAUCCCUACCAAACUGCUUCAUGGGAUCCGAUUGGGGACGUUCACAAGAGAAUGGAUCUGUACUCUAGACAAAAUCUCCUAAAAGACUAUUCUUUAAAUACCUGCCAAGCGAUCAGGGUUGAUCCUGUUGCAACGAGGCAGAAAGAGACUUUUGGUGACUGUUCACCACCUCUUUAUUUCCCUCUUGCUUUGAUGCAUCAGCAAUCUCUUUACCUUGGUUCACGCCACUUGAACAGUCAUCUCUAUCAUCCUGGCUGACUGGCAACAUCUUACCUGGGGCCCUGAGUCUCCAGGGUUUGUCUGACUGAGAGGAAAGUAGAAAUUCCCAUGAGAAAGAUUACCCAUUAGUCCCAGUCUGAUAGGUUCACUUGUCACAUUACUUCAAUAGAGCUCCACACUGUCCAGGAUGAAGACAAAACUGUGAAAUUGGACAUCUAUUGUUUAAUUUCUUAGCUAAAUAUAUUCUUUGCAUUAAAACAGCUUCAUUUGAGCAACAAAGAUUCAUAAUAAAAAAUUGUCUUUGUUUCUGAUAUCUUAAAUGCCUUUUGGCAACUGUACAGUCAUACUGACACUAAUGCUUCCCUUUGAUUGACAGAAUGUUAUUUUAAAGUUAUUCAAUUCUCAUGUAUUAGGAUGCCUGUGGUUGUUUUUUAAUUUACUUUUUUUUUUGGUCAGGUGAUCAAGGCUCAUGUUUGGAAGAACAAAUAAUUGUAAAUCUGCAAAACUAAAAAGAAAUGCAUCUGGUCGAGAGAUGAUUAAGAUUACGUUUUACCAGCAAAAAUAUACUCUCUGUGAGCCUGUGCAGUCAGCUUAAAUGUAAUGUUCAACAAUGAAGUAAUAAUAAUAAUAAUAAUAAUAAUAAUAAAUUCUAUCAUUGCAGCAGGUAUCAUUUACACCAUGAUCACCCUCUUAGUUUAAAAGUAAUUGGCACUCAACACUAAGUAAAGCUGAAGGGAAUGGCAUUAGGCAAUUGUUCAUAAACCAAAGUAUGGAGAAAAACAUUUUGGGGCCUUUUCAUUGCACAGCAAAGACAAAGAAAGAGAAGAAAGGGGGAGAGAGAGGGGACGACAUAUUGACCUGGAUGAAAAGUCAGGGUAGUUUAAGAAAGAAAUAACAACAAGAACAUCUUACUUUAGUAUCAAAAGUGUAUUUCAAAUUUGUAACAAUAAAAUACAACAAUACAUCAAAAAUAAUGUCUUCUAAAAUCUUCUGGGGGGUCAUGAAAAUACACCGUGGAAGAAGGUGUGUUAAAGAGAAAAUGAAAUAAUGAACUAGCUUCAUAGUGCUUCCAUUUAUUCUCAUUCAUGUCAACUUGGUCAGAAACAUUAACAGGCAUCCCUUAGACAAAAGCCAAGCCAGGGCAUUAUAGACAAUAAGAGCUGCUAAAAUGAACAUGUGCCUUCCAAAAAGGAUUGCGGGGAUCUCAAAGUAAAACCACUCGACAAACUCUUGAGACCAUGCGAAAGCUUUGGGUAUAAAAACAGUUCCGGUCCCCGGUGGCACCCACACAGCAAAAUAUAGUGCGUGGUGCAGUGGAACAUGCAGGAGUCACACCACGUCCAUGCCCAGGCCCCUCGCAACCUCCGUCAGGGCCUGCACUGCUCCCGAUGUCCCGCUGCCGUCAAAGUCCUCCUGCGAUAAUCCUCCUGGCUCCUCCUCAAUGUGAGGGAUGGUGCUCAUGACACAGUAGACCGGAGAGUCACUGCCUCUGGGGCUGGUCUGCAACGAGACGUCCUCAGCUCCAGAGAGCUCUGAGGAGUAGGAGGAGGAGGAGCUGGAGGAGGAUCCUACCGGAGAGCUCUGGCUGCUCUCUGGCGUGACGGCAGCCCUCUUGUUCCGGCUGCUCGUUCUCUGACUUUUUCGAAGGCUCUGCGGCUUUUUGCCCAUGUUCUUCAUGAUCUCCUUCGUCACUUCCACAGUCUCAAAUCGCACCAUGUUUACUUUUAGGAAGCCAUCUACAUCCUUUCUGUAACUGUGAAGACAGCAUAUGGAACAACCACGAAUAAAAUCUGGAUUAUUUCUAC
This is a messenger RNA of Eleginops maclovinus (Patagonian blennie), 3669 nucleotides long. RefSeq lists its product as uncharacterized. The coding region runs from base 716 to 1903 and encodes 395 amino acids. The transcript is spliced from 6 exons. NCBI's taxonomy places the organism in Eukaryota, Metazoa, Chordata, Actinopteri, Perciformes, Eleginopidae. The record is from RefSeq and is a predicted model, not a curated record.